AUGAAAGUAAAACAGCCUCAGAAAUUGCCUUGGUUGAUUUUUUCGCACGUGGCCGUGCGAAUCAUUGCAUGGGAAAAGGGUCUCAUUGGCGCAGAGGAGAGCGGAGGGUCCAGAGAUUCUGAGGGGUCUAAUUCUCUGAUAUUUUCGUUUGAGCGCGCUUCAAUAAAUCUUCCACGGCUAUUUCAAAUACAUGUUCUGUGAUGGUUGAACGAAGUAUACAGUUUUGUUGUAUAAAAGCUAGACUCAGAAAACUUUGAAAUAGUCCCUCGGGCUGAAGAUCAUUUUCAGAGUCGUGAAGGGAUCUCAAGAUGGGGCUUUUGGAGCUCUUCAUCACGGCAUCAAUUCCAGUCUUGAAAGUGCUAUUGGUUACUGCUCUCGGGUCGUAUCUUGCACUAGAUAGUGUUGAUAUCUUGGGGGAAGAUGCUAGGAAGCAUUUAAAUACUGUUGUAUUUUAUGUAUUUAAUCCAGCCCUAGUGGCCACCAACCUUAGCCAAACAAUAACUAAAGACAGCAUGGUUAAGUUGUGGUUCAUGCCAAUCAAUAUCCUCAUCACAUUUAUUAUCGGCUCAGUUCUUGGAUGGGUGGUUAUUCUAAUUACAAGACCUCCACCGCACCUGAGAGGCCUCAUAGUGGGUUGCUGUGCUGCAGGAAAUUUGGGGAACAUUCUUCUCGUUAUAAUCCCAGCUGUUUGUAAAGAAAAAGGAGGGCCAUUUGGAGCUCCUGAUGUCUGCCAUACAUAUGGAAUGGCUUAUGUUUCACUUUCAAUGGCGGUAGGGGCCAUUUAUUUGUGGUCUUAUGUGUAUAAUAUUGUCCGGUUAUCUUCGAGAACCACAAAAGAAUCCUCCGUAUCUGACGUAGGAAGUUGCACAGAGCCAUUACUUUCUUCCACGAAACAUUGCUUGAUAUCAGAGGACCCUGAAGAUCAAUGUGCACUACCCUGCACUAGAUCUGUUACGAAAUCUGAGGUUGCUGUUUCGGAUAAAAUAAAGCAACAUUUAGUGAUGCUGUCUAAAAAGAUUAAUCUGAAGGCAGUCUUUGCCCCUUCAACUAUUGGAGUGAUUGUUGGGUUUGCAAUUGGACUCAUCCCCGUGAUCCGAAAGUCACUGAUUGGUGAAAGUGCUCCUCUUCGUGUAAUCGAAGACUCUGCUUCCUUGUUGGGUGACGGAGCCAUCCCAGUUCUCACUCUUAUAGUAGGUGGAAACCUUGUCAAAGGUUUGAAAGGGUCAGGACUUCAGAAAUCCAUCAUCGUUGGCAUUGUAGUUGUUCGUUAUAUUGCGCUGCCAUUGUCGGGGAUUUUGAUCAUUAAAGGUGCACAUCGAUUGGGUUUGGUGCACUCAGAUCCAUUAUAUCGGUUUAUUCUUUUGCUGCAGUAUGCAGUCCCCCCUGCUAUGAACAUAGGAACCAUCACUCAAUUGUUUGGAGCAGGAGAGAGUGAAUGUUCUGUAAUCAUGCUUUGGACUUACGCCUUGGCUUCAAUUUCACUUACUCUUUGGUCAACCUUCUUCAUGUGGCUUGUGGCUUGAACUCUAUCUACCCUACAUUCAAUAUUUUUUUUUUAGCUCAGAGAGUAGGCAUGGGAAUGCGCGACUAAACUCAGAGCAGUAGUA
Corylus avellana is the source of this 1607-nucleotide messenger RNA. RefSeq names its product protein PIN-LIKES 3. Lineage: Eukaryota; Viridiplantae; Streptophyta; Magnoliopsida; Fagales; Betulaceae. Gene Ontology annotation, biological process: endoplasmic reticulum to cytosol auxin transport. Gene Ontology annotation, cellular component: membrane. The record is from RefSeq and is a predicted model, not a curated record.